Molecule: messenger RNA, 3124 nt
Organism: Patiria miniata (bat star)
Lineage: Eukaryota; Metazoa; Echinodermata; Asteroidea; Valvatida; Asterinidae
Product: protein LIAT1-like
Exons: 2
Coding region: 2341-2940 (199 amino acids)
Biological process (GO): protein arginylation
Source: RefSeq, a predicted model, not a curated record
ACCAAGAAACGCUUGGAAAAGAUCUCAAUACAAAACACUUUCUUCCCAAUGAAUUUCUUGUUGUCACAUCAGAAUCCUGUACGUGCAAAUAUUAUCAAUCCCUUGAAUAGGACUCCCUUAAAGUCCCCAUGUUAAGCAGUUCUAAAUUCACUUCACAGGGCAUCACUUUUGGGCACUCCUUAAUAUUUAUCUGGAUUAUGGGGGAUUAUUCACUGUCCCUGAACAACAGGGAGAACCAGUUAAUCCUAAACUUUUGGUCCUUCAAACCAAGGAUCAUUAAUUGAGUCCGCUCCAUUUAAUCCCACCACGUCAAGGACUAAGCAUCGCAAGUUACCCUUCGCGGGAAGCCAAAACUCUGUUAACAAUUCAUAAAGUAUUGAUUUUAACUGUCAAUGAACACACUAGCAAUGCCAGACAAGUUUCAAAUGACUGAACAAUCAUUCAAUAUUUCACACUUUGGUCUUAUACAAGGUUUCUGAAUUGAUAGUUUGGCACAGAGGUGACAGCCUCUUUUCAGUGGACACAACCAGAUCUCCAAGGGAAACCGUACACAGUUUCGCCGGCCCGUAAUCAGCUUAUAGCUCAAGUUGCGUAACACCCCCCACUUAAAAUGAAUUGCUGGCCCUUCAAGCCCUGCAAUUGCCGACCACCAUCAUUGAUAUCGUUGGCUAUUGUUCAGGCCACUUUCAGCCCUAAUAGCAAGAGAAGGCUGCUGCACAACAAGAGUACACAGAUUGGUGGAUGGUAUGAUGAUGCCCGCAGGGAAACUUCUGGGAGUUCGCUGGUGUAUGUUUUCUGUGGCUUCAACUAAAGUCCAAGUUGAUCUCCCGGGAAGCUUGUCUGCAGCAGCAACUGAGCCAGAUCAAGUUUUCUUGGAUGCUUUGGCGAAUUUUCUGAAAUCUGUGGGAGGAGAGUUUGGUGAACGCAGCCUCACGGACAGGUUACUGUCCGCUGCCAGCGUCAAGGAUUUAUUACAAUCCUCUUCUCGGUAACAAUUAAUCAGUUCUCUUUCUGACAAAAUACUCCAAGGAAAUGGAUACUCUGGAGAAGUCCCUGGUGGAAAAAGUUUAGAAAUUCUCAACUUGAUGUCAAAGUUUAAAGAGGCCUGCAACUUUGAUUGAAGUUUAAUCACAAGUGAUUCAUUGCCAAGCGAGCCGUCAACACCUGGACACAAUCUGAAGUUGUCGUCAGGGGAUACCAGAGCUUUUCUUGGCACUGGUUGCUGUGAGAAAGAUGGCGUGAUUGUUUCCUCUGGAUUUAAAAAAAAGAUAACUCUAUUGAAGUUCUUGAUAAAGAGUGUUGGCUCUCAUCAGAGAAAACAUAUUUGAAGGCUGUUAGGCCUACGAUACUUGUCGUCAGAGGAUACCAGAGGUUUUCUUGGCACUGGUUGCUGUGAGAAAGAUGGCUUGAUUGUUUCCUCUGGAUUUAAAAAAAAAGAUAACUCUAUUGAAGUUCUUGAUAAAGAGUUUUGGCUCUCAUCGAAGAAAAAUUUCAGAAGACUGUUACUUGAUUGAUGAAAAAUCGAAGUUAUUUCCUUGGAUUACUGCCAAGCACAGACCCCUACAUUUUGUUUAUGGUCUGCUUGCAUUUCCAGUUGAAACCAAAAGCUUUAGAAAGUGGAAUUAUCCCUGUGAUCUGAUGUGGUGGGGAAGUUGAGAGUCCUCAAAGGUGAUAUUGAGAUGUUAUUGACUGCAUGAGUUACACUGUAUUCAUGUUUCAAGUUUAUCAAACGUAAAUGCGAAACAGAAUGUUCGAAGUUUUAAGGCACACACAUGUGCACAGUGGAAGUCUGCUUUGUAACACGAGAUCAUUGUAGACAGCAAGAAACGACAUGAACACAUCAGGUUUUCUUGUAACAUUUGCAAGUAAUAGUCUGCAGCCUACAAUGUACACAUCAAACCCAGAAGACUCUACAUGUAUUUGUCCAAAACUACAGCCAUCCACAAACAUUUUGUGUGAAGGGUCUGUGGGUUAACAGGGUGCAGUUUGUCCAACUAUACAGGCUUCCACUCCGCAGAAGAUACUCGGUCGAAAACAAACAGGACAGUCAGAACAGUGUCAGAUGGCUUCAAGUGCUUCCUAAAUAUUGACGCUGAAGUGCCUGUAUAAUAUUUGUACAACUGACAGUGAAGCGAAACACGAAUUGCUGGUGUAUUUAAUGCACAGUUCUUUACUGGAAAGUUCUACUUGAAACCUCUGGAGUGACUACAGUUUGCAGACCACCAGUGGAUUUGCAGUUGUCAAAAUGUGGAAACUCUUACUGUUUAUGUGAGGAUAUUUUGAUUGAUGAGAACUUUAGUAAUAUUAUGAGGCAGUGAAUGUUUGACUGACACAGUGCCCAUGGCCAGCAUUGUUUCACGUACCCUACGGCCCAGGGGGGCUAGCGGCAGGCCCACAGCAGGCCCACGGAAGCCCUACCACCUGCCCAAGCUUGAUCAGCUUGCUCCCAAGGUGGGGCCGGAGGGGAGGGUGUGCUCUGACCCCUCUCCUAGAGUGGCAAAACGACAAUCUAAGAAGCACUCAAACCUCUCUGCGGAGCCCAGGACUAAAGAAACCAGUGCCAAACUCAGCCUGACCAGCAUCACCUCCAACGGCUCCACCUCAGCACCAGCCAGGGGUACACGGAGGAGCAACAGUGGCGACGGGGAUGAGAAUAAAGGUGUCGGACCCAGAAAGACAAGUCAGGAGUCCGUCGGCACCUUAAAGAGUCGGACUUCACAGUCCUCGUUUGAGUCGGAUUUGAGCGAGACCACGGCCAAGAUCGACGAGAGCCUGCGGUGGGACAAUGUCUGCUCGGAUCCCGAGCAGGAGGCCGAGCGCAUCCGGAUCUACAAGAUCAACCGGCGCAAGCGCUACCUGGCCGAGUCGCUGCGCAAGCGGCAGGACAAAGAGAGCGUGCUCAGCUUUGCCAAGGAGAUUGCUGCAUGUGAUGACCGGUGACGUCAGUCUCUUGUCCUACAGCCUACUGUCAGGAUUUGUGGCUGAUUUGGGGUCAGUUGUAGGCCGUGUCAGCCAGAAUUCACCCAGCAACUGGUAUGUGCACUACCUGUUGAGGGCGCCCUUCUCAUGGAGCAGCAUAUCGUUAUGAGGGUGUUUGACCUACCAUUGCUGCGUCGUUGGCUUU